AUGGCAGAGGCACAACAGGAACAGCCACAGGCUCAUCAACCUCAGCCUGAACCCGUCUUUGCCGCCGCUGAAGAACCAGCCCAUGCCCUCCCACAUCAAUCGCCUGCCCAGUCUCCAUUAUCACAAGCUACGCAAGAGCAGGAAAAGAGACAAGGGACGCAGGGGCAGGUACAGGUACAGGUACGGGUAGAGCCAAAGGUACAGUUCCCGUCACAGGCAAAGCCAGAUGUCAAAACUUUCCACACACACGCACGCGCUCCAACUACAAAUUUACGAUCCCCAAAUAAUGCAACUACGACAACACUAGUCGCCUACGCGCAGGAGCAGGAGUGCGCACGAGAACAGAAUCAAGAUCGGGAACAGGACCAAAAACAGAGGCAGCAAAUUCCCUCCUCGAAUCACGCCAACGACGACGUCGAUAAUCCGAUCUCGAUCUCGACCUCAACCUCGACCUCGAACUCAAAUUCGGACUCGAACUCGACGUCGACGACAGCCUCACCUCUAAGAGUCCCCACGACCACCACCGUCGCUGCUGACCAGGCCAGUCUGCCCUCGGCGACGGCGGCCACCAACGGCGCUUCACCUGAUCAUCGACAUCAGGGGCAGGAGCAACAAGGGGGCGUUGCGCCGUCAUCGGAAGCCAUGUCGAACAACCCACCUCACCAUCAUCAGGGGCAUCGACAACCAGCUAGCUACCCGACUCCGACGGCGUAUGCGACGCCUGGUAUGACUAGCGCGCAUUACGGAUAUGCAAACCCGGCAGCUCAAGGGCCGGACGCGUACCGGGCGAGCGCAGGCGUUCCAAACAGCGCUAUGGCGUUACCAAGCAUGCGCACCUUCGACCCUGCUCAACAACAGGCUCAGCAACAGCAACAUAUGGCAAUGGCCAUGCCCGUCAACCCGGUACCUUCGGUCCCAUCGAUGCCGGCGCAGCAGCAUAUGUCUUAUUUUGGACAGCAACCGGUCCCCAUGGCGGCGAAUAAUCCGUACGCCUUACCUCCGGAUGCUUUGAGACCACAAUACGCUUUACCUCCAAGCGGACCAGGUAGUGUGCUGGGCGGCCGACAUAAGAAGUGCGACGAACAGCAUCCCGUCUGCAAGAAUUGCCAAAAGUCGAAGCGCGAAUGUUUGGGAUACGACCCGAUCUUCAAAAAUCAGCAGCAACAACAUCCUACCAAUAUUCGACCGGCCCCGAAUAGUUCAACUUCCACUUCCGCACCGUCGAGUCGACCUCCCGUGUCUUCCUCCACCUCUGCCUCUGCUUCCGCCUCCGUGCCCGGCGGUGCUGCUCAGGCUCAAUCUUCUUAUUCUACUACCCUUCCCCCGGUAAUACCUAAUAAUACCACUCCCACUACCGCACCAUUCACCGGAAACCUGACAGCCGCGGGAACAGCUGCGUCGACGAUCAAAGGCGAACCUCUUGAAUACCCUUCCGCUAUCGAUCCUACUUUAGAGCCCGCCCUGGCAACUACGAGUACGUCGACUUCUCAUUUCCUAGCGACUAGACCCAUCAUCCCAAAUCCUCUUGAUUAUUAUUCACCAGACACUCCCCGUCUUAUCAGAGGAGGUGGUGGCCCUACGUUCGUCCCCCUGAAUUCCUCUGUUUCGCAUCCUACAUCGUAUUCAUCCCAACAGCAGCAAACGUCAGCUUACACUAGCUUUCCAGCACGAAAGAUGAAGGUCCACGAGCUCGUGGGUAUGAGUGGCGCCAUCCCCCCUGCCCUCGACUCUCCUCUAACUAGCGAAAAGCUGGCCGAGGUUAGAGACCUGUACGACCAGGUAUACGCUCCCGGGCUAGAGAAGUUCUUCGAAACGGAGUGGUAUACGAGACCUCGAGGCGUCGAUACCUUGAUAUCGAACGCGGCUGUCAAUGAGAUGCUGGCGGGCUUUUUGCAAUCCGUGGCCAAGACGGACGCUAACAAUGUCGCCGGAAUGCAAUACUCGGCUAACCUUGAAUUCCGAGUGGUUUGGGAUUUGGCUUCGUUGGUGUAUGCGUCCGAAUACAAAGUCAACAUGGGAGAGCAACUGCCGCCUCCCGACGAUGGGUCAGAGGCGAGAAAUCGAGUGACGGUUUUCGAAGUCUUGUUGUCCGGCGACUAUCUCGAGCAGAAUCCGCUUCAGCCACCUCCCCCAAACUCUGAUAUACGACUUCACCGAAUCAGAGAGUUCAAGUUCUGGUAUUUCCUCGCCGAGUUUCUCCGCGUGAAGGAUCAGCCGGGCCUGGACACAAUGCGCCAACGAGAUUAUAUUCUGGGGCAAUUACGCGAGCUACUAGAUGGGCGCGAGAACCGUGAUGUCCUCUAUUCCCUCGCGGUCAUCCGCGCUCUUGCGCCAAAUCUUCCUCCCGACUUCGAGAGUAGCUUGCCUCCACACCUGGAUGAGAGCGACCCGAAGAAUAAGCUGGCGGUAGCCCGCAAAUUUAUCCAGGACGAGUCACAAGUCACCGGAGGCACUACCAACGUAGUCCGCCGCUUCUCUGAACUUGCCGUUAGGGCUUUCAUUGUUCCUGGAAGCAAUAUCGUUCGAAGAUGACGAUAAAUCACCCGAGUUAUCGAUAUUUACUAUAGCGAUGUAUUAGUAUGGUCAUGCGGAAUCCAAUAUUCUUGUUGAUAUAGCAUUCGGGAGCGCGGAACAUCCAAGUGGCAGUUUUACCUUCGUACAGCAUCAUCGGCACGGUCGAUUGCCCGUUUCCCCUACUUUUACCCACGCCCUUAAUCUAAUCAGAUAUGGAUGGCCACGCUGUAUUUGGCAGGAGAUAUCAUGACGUAUAGGUCAAAGGAGAAGGGACUUGACUGGCGUUGCGGCAUUCUACGGAACACGGAAAGAAAAAAUGAGAUUACGUUUACAUCUUUAUUUUAUCCUCCGAAAAGGGUGUACGAAUAAGUGUUGAAAAAGAGUAU
Annulohypoxylon truncatum is the source of this 2900-nucleotide messenger RNA. RefSeq lists its product as uncharacterized. Gene Ontology annotation, molecular function: DNA-binding transcription factor activity, RNA polymerase II-specific; zinc ion binding. Gene Ontology annotation, biological process: regulation of DNA-templated transcription. Bases 1 to 2532 code for a protein of 843 amino acids. The transcript has 2 exons. Lineage: Eukaryota; Fungi; Ascomycota; Sordariomycetes; Xylariales; Hypoxylaceae. The record is from RefSeq and is a predicted model, not a curated record.